AUGCUGUUGAGUAUCAGCUUUGCGCUUGGCAUAAUUCUGCGUCCAGUUCACGUACUGAUCCAUCAAAAGAUCAUUACAAAAGUAGCAAUCGUGGAUCGAAGGUAUGGGAAGAGGCCCUUUUCAUCCAAUGAAUCGGAGGAGAAAGAGGAUAUUAAUGAAUCUAUUUUCCCUAUUUAUUCAGCUCGAUCUCAACAUGACAUGUCUGCUAUGGUUUCUGUUCUCUCUCAAGUUAUUGGCAACACAAAUAAUAGUAAUAAUACUAUGAAUAUCUCUUCGUCAUCGUCCGUGCAUGGAAUUAAUCCAUUAACCCUACCUCAAUCAACAACAAAUCAAAUUCAAGAACAAGGGAACCAACAAAGAAAACGACAUUAUAGAGGAGUGCGACAAAGACCAUGGGGAAAAUGGGCUGCUGAAAUACGCGAUCCAAAGAAGGCUGCACGAGUAUGGCUAGGGACAUUUGAUACUGCUGAAGCCGCGGCACUUGCUUAUGAUGAAGCGGCACUUAGAUUCAAAGGCAACAAAGCUAAACUCAAUUUUCCUGAAAGAGUUCAAUCAGGAAAUACUCAAUAUCUUACUACAACUCAUCAACAACAACAAUUAGUGGAUCAUCAACAACAACAACAACACUACUCGUUUAAUAAUAAUAAUAAUAAUAUUCCUCAGAUGGUCACUCAGCCUAAUUUGUAUCAACAACAUUUCCCUAAUGUUCAUCACUAUGCACAAUUACUUCGCGAUGGAAGCAACAAUAAUAUUGAUCAUAUGAUGAAUUUUGGGGUUUCAGAUCAAUCAAAUUUAUAUCAUCAUCAUCAUCAACAAUCAUCAUCAUUAUCAGGAGGUAACUUUGUUACACCAAAUACGUCGUUGGAAUUACAACAACAACAACAACAACAACAAGCAAGUUAUUAUCAUAAUCAAGAAGAAGAUUUUCUAAGAUUUACAAUGGAUUUUGGGAAUUCUUCAAGUUAUAGUACUGGACCACCUAGUGAAAGUAAUUGGAUGGAUUUUGAACCUAAAAAGUAAUUUAUUUAUCUUUAAAUUUGGUCAUGUGAAGACAUGAAGGUAUGAUCUUGAGGAU
Molecule: messenger RNA, 1075 nt
Organism: Solanum verrucosum
Lineage: Eukaryota; Viridiplantae; Streptophyta; Magnoliopsida; Solanales; Solanaceae
Product: ethylene-responsive transcription factor ERF114-like
Exons: 3
Coding region: 1-1020 (339 amino acids)
Biological process (GO): ethylene-activated signaling pathway; regulation of DNA-templated transcription
Molecular function (GO): DNA binding; DNA-binding transcription factor activity
Source: RefSeq, a predicted model, not a curated record